Messenger RNA from Trichoderma harzianum CBS 226.95, 387 nucleotides. RefSeq lists its product as hypothetical. Lineage: Eukaryota; Fungi; Ascomycota; Sordariomycetes; Hypocreales; Hypocreaceae. The coding region runs from base 111 to 305 and encodes 64 amino acids. The record is from RefSeq and is a predicted model, not a curated record. The transcript has a single exon.
CCACCUUGGGGGAAAUUAGUGAUAUCCUUGAUAAUAAGAGCGUCAUGUAAUGGCACCAGUGAAAUUGCGCCUUCAUAUAUCAUUACGAUUGUGAGAAUUGAUUGUGUUUCAUGUGUGAAAUACAAGUCAUGACUAUACUACAGAGUAAACCAAUAUAUAUCAUUACAUGCGUCAUGAUGUUUUGUUACAAAGAAAUCGAGGAGAUUGUGCCUUUUUUUUUUGUCCCGUCCCGCGUCUUCCAAACUGUAGAACCCAGUAACACCGUAGAAAAAAACGAUAAUGUACAAGCCGUCUAUAUGGAUUGAGUUUUGAAACAUGUAGCCGUAAAAUACCACGCCUUAUCCAGCAGAGCACCUCACCCUGAGCAGAUACAAAGCGUCAAAAAAU